Messenger RNA from Acaulospora morrowiae, 534 nucleotides. The record is from the annotation of a GenBank genome assembly. NCBI's taxonomy places the organism in Eukaryota, Fungi, Glomeromycota, Glomeromycetes, Diversisporales, Acaulosporaceae.
AUGGCGUCAGUUGUUGAUCCAAAAUCUAUCGGCACACCAUUGAAGAAAAAGAAACGCACAAAUGCUGCAAGUAAAAAAUCCUCUUCUAACUCAAAAAAAGAAAAGAAGGUCGAUAAUUCCAAUUUGACUUCAAAGUGGUUAAAUAGGAAGCAAUUCGAAAAUAUGGGAGUCGAGUAUAAGAAAGGUGUCUUUACGAACGACGAGAAAGAAAGAAUAAAACAAGCAUUACUUGACUAUCAAAGGUUACAUAAUCUAGACUCUAGUAAACUUCAGACUCUCAUAUACGGCCGGCAUUCGCUAGAGCAUAAAAAUUUUUGGCCAUAUAUUGCCACUCAUGUGGGAACGCGCCCAAUUAGAACACUUGCAAUCCAUAUUCAAAGGGAGUUUCACCCUUUUAAUUACACUGGUUCGUGGAGCUCUGAAGAAGAUGAGAAACUAAAAGGACUUGUUGAAAUCUAUUAUCACGAUUGGACCGCAAUAGGUCAUCAAAUGAAUCGCACGGGGCAACAAUGUAGGGAUCGUUGGCGAGAUUAC